GCAUUAUAAAGAUUACAAGGGCAGGUCCAUGCAGCCAUAUCACAAACCUCUCUUUCUGAACACAAUAUAACAUAGUGAAUCAGGACAUGCUCCUAACUUCUGUUAGUUGUGUUGAUACUCUAGGAUUACUGACUUAAUUUACUGAAAGGAGUUAAGAAAGAGUGAUUAGUUGUAAGUUUACCAGAGAAACAAGGACACUAUGGCUGCAUUAGGGCUUGAGAUUCUGGGAAUAUCUCUGUCUGUUCUCGGCUGGAUCCUCAGCAUUGUAUGCUGCGCCCUUCCUAUGUGGAGGGUCUCCGCAUUCAUUGGAAACAACAUCAUCACAGCUCAGGUUUACUGGGAGGGCAUUUGGAUGAGCUGUGUCUUUCAGAGUACCGGACAGAUGCAGUGUAAAGUCUACGACUCCAUUCUGGCUCUCCCUCAGGACCUGCAGGCUGCUCGAGCUCUGACCAUAGUGGCCAUUGUUCUGGGCAUCCUGGCUCUUCUGGUGUCCAUUGUGGGAGCUAAGUGCACCAACUGCAUCGAGGAUGAGGCUGCCAAAGCCCGUGUGAUGAUUAUUUCUGGUGUCACCUUCAUAACUGCAGCCUUCACACAACUCAUCCCCGUGUCUUGGUCAGCAAAUACCAUUGUUCGGGAAUUCUACAGUCCAAUUGUGCUCCCAGCUCUUAUAGCAGGAAAGACUAUGUCUGAAGGUAUCUCAGCAGCUUUAGAGAGCAUUAGAGGCAUAUGAGCACAGAUGCCUCAAGCUGGACAUGCUUUAACUGGAGUGUGUUAAUACAUUACACAUCCCAAUACAUGGACAUCUACAGGACAGGAUGAAAUGAAUAUUUAUUUUUGUUUUGUUUUUUUCUUUUUGUUUAAUAUGCAUUAUUAAAAUGUAAUUCUUAAUAAACAUUAUACAAUAUAUCUCAGUAUCAAUUUAGACACAGGGAAAGUUUACAAAAAAUAGGCCCUUGGACUAUUGAUAUUGUGUUCGGCUGUAAAAAUAGUUUCCAGAGUUAUCGAUUUUAGGCGUUUAUUAUUUAGUAAACAUAAUUGACUGUUUUUGACAUUGUGAUCACAUGAUAAUCAAUAUCUAAGUUUGAAUGUACUACCAAGCAAAGAAGAUUAAGUUUGUGAAUGAUUAAAAUCUGUACAUAAGUAAA
Tachysurus vachellii is the source of this 1145-nucleotide messenger RNA. RefSeq names its product claudin-3-like. The coding region runs from base 200 to 730 and encodes 176 amino acids. NCBI's taxonomy places the organism in Eukaryota, Metazoa, Chordata, Actinopteri, Siluriformes, Bagridae. Gene Ontology annotation, molecular function: structural molecule activity. The transcript has a single exon. Gene Ontology annotation, cellular component: bicellular tight junction; plasma membrane. Gene Ontology annotation, biological process: cell adhesion; bicellular tight junction assembly. The record is from RefSeq and is a predicted model, not a curated record.